AUCAGAAUUUUUCUUCUCUUAACAAUUGAUAUACAUUAUGUUUGAUGACUGAACAGAAGAUUGAGAAGUGGCUGCCAUCUGCUAAGGAUUGAGGCGAGCCGCACCUCACCAUCUCUCUAGACCAACACCCGGUGACACAACCCCGCCACCGAGGGUGACCCGGAAGAAAAACUGUCGGUGGUUACCGUAGCGACAAUUGUUUAGGUUUCCGCCGGUGCCUUAAACACAUCAGAGGAUCCCCACAUGUUCCAAACCUGAGGCGAGACGCUGUGUCUCCUGCAAGCCCAGUGCGUGUUUGCUGGAAGGAACUGUGGAGCUAUAGGAUCUGAAAACUGAGAAAGUAGUUUGGGCAGGUGGAAGUAUGGAAGAUGCUGGCAGAGAUACUGGGGUUUUUUCCAGCACUUCCUGUGAUUAUCUAAGUGGGUUAGAGAUGUGCUUAUGAAGAGAAUCUCAGAAAAAAAUUCAAAGUAAACAGUCUGAAGAGGAAAUCAAAAUGAGUAAUACGGUUUCAGAAAUUGUGGUUCAGACAGUUGCAAAUAAAACUGAUCCAGCAUCUCAACAGCUUACUUCUAAGGCCCCCCAGAAAGAUGCACCAAAUUUGCAGAAACACGCAAAAUUUGGAGAUUUUAUUUUACCCUCACCAGAUGUAGCUCUUGAUCAAAAUCAAGAAUUAGAAAGGAAAAGGCAGAAAAAUCUUAUUGGACAACUAAAGGCUGCUGAAUCGCACAAUAAAAUACACAAUAUGCGAUUACAUUAUCGAAAAAUGAGAGCUUCAGAAAUAAACCAUUUGAUAUUAUCCCAGCCAACAGCCAGACAGGCUAUCCGUCUAGAGGCUCUUCUUCCACCAUGGCAAGAAAAAAUUCACUUCAAAGAUACCUUGGAUAAAUUGGAGCGCAAAAGAGUGGAAGAGAUCAUGAACGAUGAAGCAGGACUGACAAUAAAUCGAAUAAUAUAACAGGCACUUGUAAUAUUUGUAACAAUUGACUGAAUAUCAGUUUUCACUUUAUUACUCUUUAUAAAACUGAGUACAACUUAAUGUCACCUAAUGACUAAUGUAUACACAAGGAUCAGUGCAGCGCAAAAAUCUAUUCAUAAAACAUAAUUAAGCAUCAAAGUUCAAAAUCUGUAGAAACUCUGAAGUUUUAAUUGGAUGUUCAUCUUUUAAACAUAUACCAUUUCUUUGUUACUUACCAUGUGCCUGGAGCUAGUGGACACCUUUUAGGAGAUAGCAGUUUUUACGCUACUUCAUUUCUUUCUGUUCACAAUUUUUAAUGACAGUUGGAUAUACUCUUCUUUGGAACGCCAACUUAAAGAAUGCAAAACGUUGCACAAAGUUGGUGAGAAAAAGCAUCAUGUUGCUGCAACUGUAUUUUGUAGAUAUCAGGACAAGAACAGGAAUGACACAUUUCUAGCUAUCGCAACAAUUUAUACCAUAGCAAAAAGGAGUGCUGAUUGGUUGGGAAGCUGAUUGAUUGGACAGGACAUUAUCGAAGAGAACUGUUGGUUCUCCAAUCUUCCAAGUAUUUCAACAUGUUCCUUUUAAUAGCCAAGCAUGGAUCCUUGCAAAUAAAUGUAUUUUGUAUUUA
Messenger RNA from Stegostoma tigrinum, 1586 nucleotides. Its product is annotated as protein LKAAEAR1-like. The transcript is spliced from 7 exons. NCBI's taxonomy places the organism in Eukaryota, Metazoa, Chordata, Chondrichthyes, Orectolobiformes, Stegostomatidae. The record is from RefSeq and is a predicted model, not a curated record. Bases 494 to 955 code for a protein of 153 amino acids.